This is a messenger RNA of Ornithodoros turicata, 2880 nucleotides long. RefSeq lists its product as uncharacterized. Gene Ontology annotation, molecular function: monocarboxylic acid transmembrane transporter activity. Gene Ontology annotation, cellular component: membrane. Gene Ontology annotation, biological process: transmembrane transport. The record is from RefSeq and is a predicted model, not a curated record. Lineage: Eukaryota; Metazoa; Arthropoda; Arachnida; Ixodida; Argasidae. The transcript is spliced from 4 exons. The coding region runs from base 243 to 2528 and encodes 761 amino acids.
CAUUGCCUAGCUAGGAAACCAUCAGCACAACAGAUGCAAUCACGAUACAUUCGCGGUUAUCGCCUAAGUACCCAAAUAAAAAGCCUCGUAGCGCUACGACGCAGAUACAGAGGUAUAUACGACAACGUAACUGACGUACAUAAGCUACUUCCGUGCUCUGCGCCCCGACGAACCUUCAGCAAUGAAGAACGUCUCAUCAACUCGUCAUGUGUGGUACCUAUACUUCUCCUGCAUGUUAGUGAAUGAUGACUUCUGAAGAAGGUCGCCGUCACAGCAGCUUCGCCAAGGUUGACCUGAGAAGCGAUGGCUUGCAGACGGUGGUUCCUGACUCACGUCGAAGUUGGUUGAUUUGUUUGUGUGCGUUCUCAAUCUUGUUUUGGACCAACUGUUUGUUGCACAGCGAGCCCGUGUUUUCUACAGCGUUUUCGGAAAUGCUUCAGAUCAGUAAGAGCAGCGGAGAAUGGCCUCUCUAUCUCUCGUACCUGUCGGGAUCGCUAUUGGCUCCAGCAGCCGGAUUCUUGACGAGGUCUCAUCCAAAAACCCUGAUUAUCUCAGCAACCCUAGCUGUAUCGUUAAUACUCAUGGCCUGCUUUCCCUUCUGCGAUUACAUCUUCUGGACCAUCCUCGUCGGUUUCUUCCUCGGAGGAGCCAUUGGUGCCACUAAAACAGUUUGCGUGUUCAUCGUGAACGCCUGCUUCAGACAGUACCGUUCCAUCGGCAACGGGUUAAGUCUCAGUGGCAACGCCUUAGCAGCCUAUGUAGGAGCUCCUUUUCUUCACAGCCUUACAAACGAGUUCGGCAUCAAGGGAAGCCUCCUUCUUAUGGGAGGCAUCACCAUGAAUGCUGUCAUAGCUGCUCUCGUAAUUAGUCGACACUCAUUCGACACUUCCCAAGAACCCGAGGAAGAACGCGUGUCUCUACCGACGGUGAAGUUGAGAAUGGACUUUGAGAACAAAGUCAUCAUGGAAGAGACAGCGUCGACUAUCGACGACGAAGACUUCGUAAAGACUUCGGUAAAGAACUGGUCAUUGAGUUCUGUUGAUGCUGUUGAAGAGCGACAUGCUGGGAUGAACGUCAUCGAGUGCGUUGCUGUGAUAGAACAUUGGGGUGACGACGCAGAUAGCUGCGAUAACUGUCCUAUGGGAUUUCUCGAGAGUGCAGAGAAACAGACCAGUGAGUUCAAUACGGCGGACGACGCGCCAGGCGAUGAACACGACAAGACCCAUGACUGGGAUGCAGGUAAGGACAGUACAGAACUGAACCCGUUGUUGCAAAGACGCGGAAGUUGGUACCACGAAGAUAAGGCAAUGGAAAGACGUAGGAGACUCUUAAAGAAAUGGGUUAGCUCGUCCAUAGAAUCUCUUAGAAGUCUGGGGCGAUCCCACGACGACGGGUACACGAGGUUAGUGGAUAUCGAAGUCGGUGAGAAGGAAAGGAACGACAGAAAAGACGUUCUGCAGAAGGACACACAAGAUUCGGUAGAAGAUGCGAAGAACACCAGGAGCGUUUCAUUUAGUGCAGGGACAACGGGAGCGCGGUGGAGACGAAAUUCUGCAACGCGAGAGAAACUCAAGCUUCACCGUGCGAAGUCGCAAGAAGGUUGUAUAGUGCGACAUGUUGAAGACCUCAACCUGCUGGAGCACCUGCCACUAGAGGCGCCUCAGAGUGAGCUACCGUCACAAGAAGCACAGCAAGUUGACGACAAGGUCAGUGCCACAGAAGCUGCCGGUCUUUCACGUUCAUCUACAGAGCAAUCACUUGACAAGGACAGCACUGACUUGCCCGCGUCUCACAUAUCCGACGCGCAGGCGUUCAGCAUCCCAGUUGAAGUCCCAGUGACUCGCCGGUACUCUCGUCUAGCGCAAGAUAUCCUCAUCCGUCAGUUGCAAGACAGACAGAGGAACAGAUUCUACAAUUACGUCAGCGUCUUUCGGAAUCCUACCUUGUACAUCAUUUGUAUUGCCAGCUCUGUGAUGCUGAACUCCAUCAUCAUAUUCCUUACUAAGCUCGCGGAUGUCCUUCGCGCAAAGCAACUGUCACCCACAAGUUUGAAAGACAAGAUGUUGCCCACGUUUCACAUCGGUGACAUCGCAGCUUGCCUCUGUUCCGGAUGGUUCACGGACGAAGGACACCUGAGAGUCCGGCGUGCCAUAGCUAUUGACCUAUUAAUCCUCGGAUCGUCAAUGCUGAUCGUGCCGCUACACACGAGUCUGAACACGUUUGCAAUUCAAAGCCUGCUUCAGGGAUGGGCCUUUGGACAAAGCACAGUGUUGUUUCCCGUGCUCCUAGUCAAAGCAUUGGGAAUGACGUCAUGUGGGCUGGCCUAUGGUGUGGUGAUGUUUGCAACCGGUGUCAGCACACUUCUACGUCAGCUGCUUGAGGUACAUUUCCGGGGUUCAUUCGGAACGCAAGACUUUAUCUUCAACUUCCACGGGAUUCUGGCGCUGGCUAUCGCGGGAGUGUUUGCUGUGGAGACGCAGUUCAACAGGGCCCUGGAGCGUAGAAAAUCGAGGACACAGGAACUCUGAGACAGUGUGUGUGUGUGUGUGUGUGUGUGUGUGUGUGUGUGUAGAGAUAAAUGCAGCAUACGGACUCUGUUUAUAAAUGUAGCAGUGCACCAGUGCGUACGUACAUAAUUGUUGAUGGCGUUGAAGUGCCAUGUCCGACGCCGAAAGGUGCGUCAGAGGAUUCGGAACUCUGGGAAGUCCUUUAAGAUGGAACUUCUCUCACAAUUCCAGAGGUGGUAGUCAUUUACAAAAUUGCGUUUACGUAUUAUUUGUGUAGGCUAGAACAGAAAAAACGGAAUAUGUCAUUCAAAACUCUCAACUACGGCUGAUGUUAUAUAGUAAAAGGCACCGAGUGCUUUGCCUUUUCAAGCUA